Molecule: messenger RNA, 4502 nt
Organism: Micropterus salmoides (largemouth bass)
Lineage: Eukaryota; Metazoa; Chordata; Actinopteri; Centrarchiformes; Centrarchidae
Gene: arrdc1b
Product: arrestin domain containing 1b
Exons: 8
Coding region: 61-1383 (440 amino acids)
Biological process (GO): protein transport
Cellular component (GO): cytoplasm
Molecular function (GO): ubiquitin protein ligase binding; ubiquitin-like ligase-substrate adaptor activity
Source: RefSeq, a predicted model, not a curated record
GCGCAGCAUCGCCUCCUCGCUGCUUUCAGAGACGCAGAGCGGCAGAGUAGCGGAGCGGCCAUGGGAAAGCUUCAAGAAUUUGAUAUCACCUUUACAAACAACAAGGUGGUUUACGGUCCGGGAGAGUCCAUCAGCGGAACUGUGAAAAUACGAACCGGCAACUCGCUGCAAUUCAAAUCCAUCAAGGUGAACUGUCAGGGGUCAUGUGGGAUCUCCAACAAAAUGAACGACAACUCGUGGGCUCUGGAGGAGCAGUACUUCAACAGCACGUUGUCUGUUGCUGACAAAGGAACUCUGCCGGCAGGCGAACACAGUUUCCCUUUCCAGUUUCUCAUUCCAGUUGCUGUCCCGACUUCUUUUGAGGGACCCUUUGGGAAGAUUGUUUACCGUGUCAAGGCGGUUAUUGACACCCCCCGCUUCUCUAAGGACUACAAAGCCCAGAGGCCCUUCUACCUACUCAACCUGCUCAACCUCAAUGAGGUCCCUAACAUUGAAGAUCCGAGUUUUGCUGUGACCACUAAGAAGUUCAGCUACCUCCUGGUGAAGACGGGAACCCUGAUGUUGAAAGCUCACAGUGACCUGAGGGGUUACAUCCCCGGUCAGGUCAUCAAGUUAGCUGCCGAGAUCCACAACAAGUCUGGGAAAGACACGGGAUAUGUAUUAGCCAGUCUUUUACAGAAAGUCACCUAUAAGACCAAGCGGCCUGUGUUUGACCUGCGGACCAUUGCAGAGGUGGAGGGAGCCGGAGUGAAGGCCGGAAAGCACGCAGAGUGGAGAGAACAGAUCAUCGUCCCUCCUCUUCCUCAGUCAGCGCUGGGCGGCUGCAGCCUCAUAGACAUCGACUAUUUCAUUCAGGUGUCUCUAAAAUCUCCAGAAGUAGUCGUCACCUUGCCCAUCUACAUUGGGAACAUCGCUGUGAACUUGUCUCCGUCGAGGUCCAUACCUGCCAGUCUAGACCAGUGCGCUGCGACCAUCGCACCAAGCGCAGCAGGCGUGACACCAAGCGCCCCGCCGGUGGAGGAGGACCCAGAGGACGGGCUGUGUGCAGGGGGUUUAGCCAGUGAGGAGAUUCCUACCAAGAGUCACUCUCAGCAGGAUCCCUCAGGUCAGUCGGUCACCAUGUCCCCCAGUGCCUUCAGCCACGCACCCGGUGCUGCCCUUCCUCCCAGCCACAGACGGCCCGACGCAUCAGCUCCUCUGUUCUGUGUGUCCACUGGGGCCACCAUACCUUUCUUCACCGAAGGAAAUGUGACUCCUAUCCCCACUUCCUGUUCUCUCAUCCUCCCUCCAGAGUACAGCAGCUGGGACUACCCGCAUGAACCUCCACCCACUUACGAGGAAAGCUGCAGUAGCGUCAACUCCAGUUUCAACAGUAGACAGUAGGGAGGAAGCAGAUAAUGAAGCAUCAUGGCCACGGCCACCCACACAUGUCUGCACUCGGCUCCCGACAAAUCAGGAAAUAGACACGCUGGGUUCAAGAGGGUGGACCAUUACUCCACCCCCAAACAUCCCAAAGAUUGUUUCUUUGUCCUCUAAUAAGUGAAAAAAGGGAUCACAUAUUGACUAUAAGUUUUAAUUUCACCUUAGUCCCACCAGGUAGUGUCAGACAGAACGGGUGAACAUCACUGUGCCUAAAAGAAGUGUUGUACAGCAUUUAGGAUAUUCAGUGAUUGGAUAUGUUCCUUUAAUGAGGCAGGGUAAAAUCUGUAUAGUUUGGUUUUUUGCAAUGAAUUUUUGCAUCUGUGAUGCCUUGUAAAUGAUUUCGGCCUACUGAAGGCUCAUGUUUGGUGAGAUCAAAUGUCUGCCUUUUUGCAGUCUUGUUUCAAUUGUGCUCUUGUUAUUGUGGUCCACUGCUGUCUGUUUGUGUCUUAGUUAACCUAGUCCUCAUCAUCAGCGGGGCAGAGCUGUCUUCACGCUGGAAACUGAGAAAGAGAACCCAUUGUCAGAGGUUGUGGUUGGUCUGGAAAGCUAGUGACACCUACCCCUGUGUGUGGGAUUGUUCUAUGAUCAGAACCUCUUUAAAGUUUUUAUUUUAAGUCUUUGUUUGAAGAAACAUUAGACAGUCCCAUGAGUCUGUGUGUACAGUAGCAGCACGCAUUGCUGUGUGUCUUUUUUUAUUAUACCACUGGAAGUUGCUGGUCAGCAAUUUGUUGAAUCCUACACAUAGGGGCUUUAAAAAGGUCUAAAGUAUGUCUUUAAAGUUUAAAGACAUGGUGGCUCAGCAACACAGCUCAGUUGUGUAAACUGAAAUACAGAUAGCAGCUAAAUAAAAUUAGCUUCAAAAUUGUUAUACAAACUAAUCCAGUCACACAAAAGUGAUAUACUUUUAAACAUUGUUUUUAUCGACAUGAAUCAAACAAUUGCAAUAUUUACAUUUUUAUGUUUAAAAAUAUUUAGUUUCUAGACAAGAUCACUUAUGUUGAAAUUCAACACAUAGAAGAGCAUACUAUGCACUGACAUGCUCUUAUAUUUGGAAAUAUCUUGAUCUAAUAUUUCUAUACUUCCACUCUGUGUUGGCUCAAAUAACUGAGAGGUUUUGCUUUGACACCAGUUUUGUAUUCAGAGGACAGCCUGUCUGCAGAUUAGGCUGUUUUUCCUGCUGCUGGAUAGGAAGCUUGCAGCACUGACGCAGUCUUUCUCUGCCCUCUUGUGGUCAUUGUUGGUGCAAGCUUUACCUUGUCCAGAAAGCUCCCUGGAGCUUAACAUUAUCAGGCAUGCAAACGGAAUCACUUCACCGAGUCCCUGCUUCUGCAAUGCACCAACUGAUGUCUGCUGUACCAUUUUACAUCUUAUUUUCUUGCAGCUGUUUAGCAGAACUGUUGAGCAGAACUGACAGAUUGGGGUUUGAAAUACGUUGUUGUUGUUGUUUUAAGAUGUGAUGCCAGUGCUUUUCAUCAUCUUUUCAGUCUCAAGUCAAGUCUACUUUGUCAUUCUUCCGCAUACAAGGAGACAGAUGAGCAUAAAUGUCGUUUCGGACAGACCAAGGUGCAUAAACAACGUCAGAAUAGACAACAACAAAUUCAGACAUACUACAACAGACAGAGCAGCACAGCCCUCAGACCAUUCACCCGAUACACGCAAUAUAAAACACAGUAAACAGUAACAAUACACAGUGAGCAGUGAAUGAAUGAGCAGUCUGAAUGAGAUUGUAUGUUAUCCAAGGAGGGUUAAAUGAAGUGCAGCUGGAACACUCCUUGGAUAACUUCGUCCUGGUUGACUGAGAAUCUUAAAUGACGAGAUUGUAUGUUGUUUUUUUCUCCCCUUUGUAGCCUUAAUUUUCUUUCAGUGUUACAUUAGUGAGAUGAGGAUCCUCUGAAAUCAGUCGGUUCAGAUGAUACAGCACUUUUUUCACUUUGAGUACAUGCAUUUCUGAGUGCACAUCUACUGUUCGUGUAGAUGCGUGUGUGUGACUAAUUUAAGAGUUCACCCUGUGGUCUGUUUUCACUCAGAUGCUACAAUUUCAAAUUCCUUGCUUUGAACAUCAGUUUGAUUUCUUUAUGUGAUUUUCCAUACAUUUGUUAAACUGUGUCAUAUCUUGAUGACGCCAAAUAUCCUUAUUUAUAUAAUUAUAAUGAUCUCACCCAUAUCACGCAGCACUACUGUGUUGUAAAAACAACGGCACAUGGUCAAUGUCACUUUUGUGUGGGAAACUGAAAUCUUAAGCACAACUGCUGGACUGAAUGUUUGUGAGAUUAUUGAUGUUUGUCUUAUUUUACCACAGUUUAGUAUAAUCUUAAAGUCUCUUCAGUGAAUUUAAAAAAAACAAAAAAACAAUCGCGCUGCUGGUGUUGGUUCCUAGAUCACCACGUUUUCCAGAAUUUGUAUUUCAUUUUUUGAGGCACACCAGCUCUGACAUCUCCACAGGCAAACUUCUGUUACUGUUGGAAAUCUGCCAGUCACCGAACAUGUUGGUGUUCUGGCUUUACAUUAUUGUGAAUGCAUGCCUUAAACAAUCUGGAUUCCCGACACUCCUUACAGGAGCUUGUGUGAUCUUCUCUGUCAGGAAGGAUGUCGGGAUGUGCUGGUGCAACUCUUCCUGCUUUGUCUCCUGUGGACUGUGCUAAGUGCACUUGAUGUAUACAAAUGUAGCUUUUAAAAACAGUGAGGACACUGGACCUUAGACCUGUUGAAUUUGUUUUUAUUCUUGUUUUAGAAAAGUAUGUGCAAUUCCUCUCAUUUCUAAGAGUGCUGCAACAGCUCCCUGAAGUCAUUUCACGCUGCCUUUAUCGAUCCUAAUUCUGUUAAAUUCUUCUCUACCAAAAGGUACUAUAGCUUUAUGAAGCCCCACUUAUUCUGUGUUCUUUUUUUCAUUCUUCCCCCCUCACAUAUUGAUGAGUGGUGUCUGGUUUUGUAUUUUUCUACUUGUAAACUGUUUACAGGUGCCGUAUGCAGAUACUAACAGUAGCACCUCAAUCAGUAAAUGUAAUAUUUCAACUUACAGUGCAGAAUCUAAGUUGUACUGUACAGUAUAACAAUAAAAUGAUAUGACAUGUUGUUUAUUA